GUCUCUGUUAUCUUUAAAUAAUAUUUCACGUAAAAAUGGCGAAAGUACUGGAACUGCGAAAAGUUUGUCAGAUCUAUCUGUUAAUCCGGCGAUGUUUGACCGUUAUAAACGAUCCUUUCGAGCUUUACGGUUUGCUUUAGAAAAAGCAGACAUACGUUGUCCACCUAAUGCUAUGAAAGAAAUAAUAAAAUAUCACAGUUCAUCACUAAAAGUGUGCUUGGAUUGUUUUGAUAAUACGAAUGUUAAAAAUGAUGGUACUUUACAAGGUUUAGCUAGUGAAGCCCUUCAGUUGGACGUGCGAGCAACACACUUUUUGAUGAAGAGUUUCGAAUCAGAAUAUGAUGAUUAUAACAAGUUUAAUGAUGAAGGAUAUUUAUCAAAAUUAAUAGAAUUUUAUUAUGAAGAACGUCUUAAUUUAAUUAAGAUUUUGAGUAUAUUAUUUUACUAUUAUGAAGAUACAAAUUGGUAUUAUUAUGAUUCAGCAGAAGAUUUUAUAAGUAAUCUUGAUUUAGAUGAAUUUAUAGAUCGAAUAUUUGAUCAAUUUCAAGAUCUGGCUGAUAUUGGUGUACAAGCAUUUAUACCAGAAAGUAUGAAAGAUUUUAGUUUUUCAAGUCAAUAUAUUAAAGAACAAAUAGAAUUAUUAGAAUUAUUAUGCUUGAUAUAUAAAGGACAAAUUUCUGAACAAUCAACAAAAAAAUAUUUGACAAGAUUUUUGACUCAUUGUAUGCAAACAAAAUUUGGAUAUAAUCAAUUCCUUACGCUGCAUAUCGACUCGAAUGGACAUGACAUGUUAACUCAAGUCAAUCAUUUUACUCAAAUUCUUAUAGUUAUAAUGACUCUAGUUGAAUUCAAUUUCACAGAAAUUUUUCCAUCUGUUCAUGCAAAAAAUAAACGAGCAGCUUCAUCAAAUGAUGUUAGAAGAGUCACUGAGAUAGCAUUAAAUAUGGAUAAUGAUCCUUCUAAUGGAAUAUUUCUCUGGUUAUGGGCUUCAUAUUUAACUCAUAUACAGCAUUUUUACGAUGAAACAAAUUGGCCAAAUGAAUACGAAGAUCUAGAAAGUUACUUUAAUAGUAUGAUUUCAGCAAAUGCUGCAAAAGCUUACGAUUUGAAUGUUUUAGAUUCUAUUUAUAGUAUUUUUAUAGGUCCAUGUUUCAGACCAGAGGAAUUAAACGUAAAGGGAUACAAGAAAAUUUUUAAAACUUAUUUUAUUUCAAUAUUUGAAGCAUUUAAAAUACAAGAGAUUCCAAAACAUCAACUCCUAGUGGAUUGUUUUGCACAAAUAUUUGUUGAAGGUGGUCCAUGCAGUGAAUUCUUUAAGGAGGAUUCCUUUUAUGAAAAACGAAUUUCUUUAUUUGAUUGGGCGAUUUCUAGAUUUCCUCAAAAUUUUCACCCAUUAAUGGGAUUAUAUACUGCAUUAUCUGGUGACAGGGAUUCGGCAGAGGAAAUAUUUGUCUUAUUGGAAAAUUUUCGUCAGUGUUGUUAUUUGGUUAGAGAUGAACAACUUAAAUUUGAUAUAAGUAAUGAAAAUAUAGUUUAUGCUAAACAGUCAAUCAAGCUUUUUGAAAAUGUUUAUCAAGUUGCAUUUACCAUUCCAGAAAAUACAGCCGGUCACGUGAUUGAACAGAUCAAUGGAAAUAAAUUAGUUCAAUGGAAAAUUAAAUAUUCUGGAUGGCAACUUUUUUUGGAGAUGUUGGAAUCAUUCCCUUUAAUACAGGGAAGGAACCCUUUUGAUUAUGAUCCUACUUUAACCGAUGAUCCAACUACGUUUCGAAUCAAGGAAAUAUUGCAACUUUUAUACGCACUUUUAUCUAACUCUCCGGAUUUGAUUGAAAAAAUAUUGAACCAUUUGGAGACAUGCUUUCAAGAUAAUAAACCUCAUAAUGAUCUUGCAUUUACAAUCUUUGCAAUUAUCGAAUAUAUUAUGAAUAACGUUCCUGAUGCCCUCGAUUUCGUUACUGCAGGAUUACGAUGUGUGAAAGUAUUAUUACCGUAUUUUAAUAGUAGGAUCGUGUCAUAUCUUUUAAAAUCGGGAUUUUUACCAAAUUUAACUUCGAAUGAUUGGAUGGACGAUAAUUCACAAUUUGUAUGUAAAUUACAUCAUCUAUUGUUACAGCAAGAAUGUGUUGUAGGUCGUUAUCCAAUAACGAUAGCUGUUUUAGAUCUCGCUAUUGAAUUCUUUAGUCAUGUGGAUGAUUUCGAUUUGAAACAGGAUCAAGAUGACUUAAAGGACAUUCUUCUUUCUUUUACCUCUUAUAUCCUGAAUGUUAUUUUUGUAUCCUAUGAUCGUUGGAGGUACAAAGAUGAACUUGAGCAUAUUCAAAUUGGAAUUAAAUGUUUGAAUAUUUUCAAUAAAAUUUUGAUAGGCUGCCCUCUGGGAUCCGAACUUCCUAAUUAUUAUGAUCCUAUAAUUGAUAUAACAAAAGAUCCUUUACGAAACCCUCUUCAGGAAUACCUAUGGAAUCAUUUUAUGAUGAAUGAAGGUUUAUAUCAUAUUUCACCCUUAUUCUACAUUAUUAAAAAAAAUAAAGAUUUCUCUAUUAAUAAUGAAAGGACAAUCGACUCUCGGUUGGAAAAAUCCGACAUAUUGCUGGAAUUGGCUUUAGCAUUUCUUUUAAGAUUAUUUAGAAUUCAUAAGUUAAAAACUUCGGAAAUUUCUUGGCUAGAGUUAACAAUAUUAGACAGGACAAAUGUCAACUUUAAUAAAGAGUUGAUAAUUAUUAUUUCUUCAUACGUAUCAUAUCCGCAUAGAUUGGGAGUUUCUAUUUUAUCUUGCGAAUUGAUGACACUGCUCUUUUCAUGUUCUAAUACAUCUAUACUAUUUCAAUCAUCUUUAAGUGGGCUCUUUGGUAAUGAAACUGAAACAAUAAUUUUAUAUAAUAAGUUCAUAGAUCGAUUUGCGUCUGAAAUCAAUGUUAAGGAUUUACGAGUAGCUAUUUUGGAUUUCUUUACAGUUUCAACCAAGAUUCAUGUUGGAUUGUCAAUUUUUGGUGGGAUUGAUUUAAUUUCUAGGCAGUUAGACCGUAAAGGUAAAGGAAAAGAAACAGGUAAAAGAAAGAAAAUUAAACUUUCAGUUAAUAUUAUUGAUGUUAUCAUUGAUCUUUUGAGAGAUUGGAAAAAAGUUUAUGCUAAUGAAUCAAGAGUGCUUCUUGCUGCUGUACGAUUCCUAAGCACAUUAUGGGAAAAUGUUAGUAAAGGUGAAUUCAUAAUUUUAAAAAAAAUACGUGAAAAUAAUGAAUUAUGGGAUAGUAUAUCAGAAAUAUUACGUAUGAAAUUGUACGAUAAUGAAAACGAAUCAUUCGGAUUAUCUCAAGGAACUGUUGCUAGUAGAUCAACCGCUAACGUUGAAAAAAUUUGUUGUGGACAAAAUAUUAAAGGUUUCUUAUUCCGGUUGUUGGGUCGUGAACUUUGUCUUAUUGCAAACCAGAUGAGGAAUAAAGGAAACAAAAGUCGUAGCGAAUUUUUCAAAUCGUUACCUGCAGAGGGAAUAAGAGAAAUUCUCCAAGAGAUUCUCGAAGAAGAUAUGUUAGAAUUUUGUCUUGACAAGUUUACGAAUAUCGACCAAUCAUCCUUUGAAGAAUCUCAUAACGUGUCAAAAAUAAACGCUCAGGUGGUUCUUUUUAAAUCUUGGAAAUAUUUUAUAGAAAUCGCAUCUUAUAUACUAUCUGAUGGAUUUUGGAUCACCGAACAGAAAAACGAUAUAUCUCAGUUAAUACUAGGGAUGACCGCAGAACGACUUGUGGAAGAAAUUCGUCGUGGCCAUAAUGUUGAAAUUACUAUUCGUGACGAUCUUGCAGAUUUAUUAUUACAUUCAAUGGAACAACUUAUAAUUUCAAAAGAUCAAACUCGGGAUAGAAUAAUUCUUUAUGCUGAAUUAGUUACAUCAUUGUAUAAUGGUCUAACUAGUGUUAUUAAUCCGAUACAAAAUUUGGGUGAAAAUCAUUUUACAUUCAAAACUUAUCGGCCAAUUUUACAAUCAUUUAUAUUAUGUUUACGGGCGCUUCAUGAUUCUAAUAUUAUAUUAAAAAGUAAUGAUAAAGUAUUGGCACAAUUUCAAAAAAGUUGUCAAUCGCUCCUUUCAGAAUUAUGCGAAUUUUUAGUUUCAAUGACUAAAAAAGAUGGGAUUGAUGAAAAUCGGGAAGAAGACAUUUUAAUAGUAUUAACAGCACUAGAUUAUCUUGUACAACCAUUAUGUAAUCCAUAUCCUUCAAUAUGUUUAGGUAUACUUACUGAAAAAAAAAUUAUUAACUUACUUUUAGAAAUGUUUGUUUAUUCAAUGUCAGUACCAUGGAAAAAUAGACCUAAAUUUUCUGAUGGGGUAAUAUAUUUUCUACUGACAUUGGCGAAUUUUCCGAUUGGAGCGAUGCAAUUGUUUAGAGAUGGAGUCAUGGCGGCAUUUUGUAAUAAUAGACUAUCGUCAGAAUUACAAGAAGGGAAAGUUGAACCAAAUUUAGUAGAGAAUUGGCAUAAAAUUUGGUGCUUAAUGUUAGCGGUCAUUACUGCUAUGUUACGAACAGUUGAGAGAAAAGACUUGAGUGUUAUCUUGAGAUCCGUUGUUGGAUUUAUCAAUCUUUACAAAAAACAAAUUCAACGAGCAAUGGAAUGUGAAUUACCUACCAAUAUGUUCAAACUGGAGGAGAUACAAUACAUUACAAUAUUAUUUUAUCAUUUAUCAAUACAUUUAAAUACUCAAGAACUGGAUAUUGCAAGUGAAUGUUUAGUUUAUUAUGAAGAUCCUUUGCUAAUACUUUUGGCAAAACUUACUUAUCUUUUCACACAUCCAAAAUAUUCUUCAAGAGUGAUGAUACCUUUAAUAUCAGAGGAAACAAAACAAUCAGCAACCCUAUUAUCUGGAGGAAUUAAGUUAGCAUUUGAAAAUGUUUUACCGGAUAUCGAUUUAACAUCAUCAGACAGUGGAGGAUCUGAAAUGAAUAUAUUUUUACAAAGGGUACAACAAAAACUCUUAUCAAUUAACAGAAAUAUACUGGCUACCUAUAUUAUUCUGACUGAAUCGCAUAAUGUUUUUCAUAUGUCUAUACCGUCAUGGUCAGAUCAACUUGUUUAUUUUGAACCGUUGAUGAAAGUAUCAGAUAAAGAUCCAGCAACAAUUGCGACACUAUUUGAAUUAAUAGAUCACGGCAUGACUUUAAUUCAAUUGUGGGAAUACAUACUUGACACUAAUAUUAUUAAUAGUAUUAGUGAUUUGAAAUUCUGGCAAAUUACUUGGAAAUCGUCUAUUAUUAUAAUUGAGAUGAGUUUCGUAUUGGCAACUUCUCAAUUAACUACGUGCUUCUUUUCUGAAGAUAGAAACAAGGAAGAUGUAGAAGAUUUAUUUACUGAAGUAUUUGAAAGGUUAUUAAAGGUAACACGUGUAGUAAAAAAAUUAUUAGAUAUGGGUGUAAGUGAAAAAAAUGAAUUAAAGUCAUUUGAAGUAGUUUUACGGAACUUAACGAAUUUUCUUACUAAAACUAUAGGAAUGAAUUAGAAUAGCAGUUUUUAUAAUAUUAUAGUAAUUAAAUAUAUUCUUAUCUUUCAUUUAAUGAUCCUUCAUCGAUGUUGUAUAUUAAUACUUACUUAGUAAACGAAAUAA
Messenger RNA from Rhizophagus irregularis DAOM 181602=DAOM 197198, 5587 nucleotides. RefSeq lists its product as uncharacterized. The record is from RefSeq and is a predicted model, not a curated record. Gene Ontology annotation, molecular function: structural constituent of nuclear pore. NCBI's taxonomy places the organism in Eukaryota, Fungi, Glomeromycota, Glomeromycetes, Glomerales, Glomeraceae. Gene Ontology annotation, biological process: RNA export from nucleus; protein import into nucleus. Gene Ontology annotation, cellular component: nuclear pore inner ring.